Molecule: messenger RNA, 2704 nt
Organism: Vidua macroura (Pin-tailed whydah)
Lineage: Eukaryota; Metazoa; Chordata; Aves; Passeriformes; Viduidae
Product: synaptophysin-like protein 1
Exons: 6
Coding region: 40-729 (229 amino acids)
Cellular component (GO): synaptic vesicle membrane; synaptic vesicle
Source: RefSeq, a predicted model, not a curated record
ACGUCACUUCCGUCGCGCUGUCGGUGACGUCACGCAGCAAUGGCGGCGCCGCGGGUGUCGCUGGGGGCGCUGAAGGAGCCGCUGGGGCUGAACCGCGGCCUGCAGUGGUUUUUCUCCAUCUUCGCUUUCGCCACCUGCGGCGCCUUCGAGGGCUCCGUCACCUUCAGGGUCACCUGCGCGGGGCUGGAGAACGGCAGCGUCAGCGCCGCCUUCGCCUACCCCUUCAGGUUGAACCAGGCCGUGUUCCAGCCCUCGCUGACUCACCUGUGCAACCACACCUGGCCCAGGGACGUGCACCUGGUCGGGGACUUCUCCUCGGCCGCCAGGUUCUUCGUGGGCGUGGCCGUGGCCGCCUUCCUCUACAGCCUGGGGGCCCUGGGCGGCUACCUGGGCUACCUGCACCUGUACAGGUGCGCCGGCUCGCGCCUGCCCCUGGCGGACCUGGUGGCCUCGGGGCUCGUGGCCGCCCUGUGGCUCGUGGCCUCCUCGGCCUGGGCCCAGGGCCUGGGGCACGUCCGGGCGGCCGUGGCCGCGCCCCUCCCCCACUGCCCCUCCCCCACCGUCGACUGCGUCCACGCCGGGGUCACCCCCAUGGGCAGCCUGGGGGCGUCCGUGGCCUUCGGCUUCCUCAACCUCCUGCUCUGGGCCGGCGGCUGCUGGUUCAUCUACAAGGAGACGCCGCUGCACCGCCCGGCCCCGCCCCCCGACCCCGCCCCCUCCCCCAUGUGACCCCGCCCCUCCCCCCCACGUUUGUAGCGGUGCCAAGUUUGGGGGCGGGGCUGAGCAUUGGGGGGGCGUGGCCAGGCGCUGGGGGAGGGGCUUUGUGCGCGGGGUGGGGGAGGGGUGGGGGUUGAGCGUUGGGCGGGUGACGUUGACCUUGGUGAGCCUGGGUUGGUCUCGGGCUGAGCUUUGGGUGACCUCACCUGGCCUGGGGCAGGCUGGGCCGUGACUUUGGCUCGGUCUCGACUUUGCGUUGGUCUUGACCUUGAGUUAGUCUUGGCUUUGGCUUGGUCUUGACUUUGAGUUGGUUGGUCUUGGCCAUGGGUUGGUCUUGGCCAUGGGUUGGUCUCGACUUUAGAUUGGUCAUGGCUUGGUCUUGACUUUGGGUUGGUCUUGGCCGUGGAUUGGUUGGUUUUGACCAUGGGUUGGUCUUGACUUUGGGUUGGUCUUGACUUUGGUUUGGUCUUGACUUUAGGUUGGUCUCGGCCAUGGCUUGGUCUUGGCUAUGACUUGGUCUUGGCUUUGGGUUGGUUGGUCUUGGCCAUGGGUUGGUUGGUCUUGACUUUGGGUUGGUCUUGGCCUUGAGGUAGUCUCGACUUUGAGUUGGUUGGUCUUGGCCAUGGGUUAGUCUUGACUUUAAAUUGGUCUUGGCCACAGCUUGGUCUUGACUUGGCUUGGUCUUGACUUUGGGUUGCUCUUGGCCAUGGGUUAGUCUUGACUUCGGGUCGGUCUCGGCCACGGGUGGGUUGCUCUUUCCCUCGCUGACCAUUGGGCGGGUCUGGGUUGACCUCUGGCUGACCUUGCCGUUGGUUUGGACCGGCCUUGACCAUGGGAUGAUUGAUCUUGACUUCAUUGACCGUGGCUUGGUCUUCACUUGGCCAUUGGGGACUUUGAUCUCAGCUCGACCUUGGCGUGGGUUGGUCUCGGGUUGGUGUUGACCAUUGGUUGGUUGACCUUGACUUUGGUGACCAUCGGCCAGUCUUGGGUUGACUUUUGACUUCACUGACCAUUGGUUGACCUUGGCUUGACCAUUGGUUGACCUUGGCUUGACCCUUGGUUGGUCUUGGCUUGACCGUUGCCUCGGUGUUACUUUGGCCGACCCUCGGUUGAGUUGACCGUGACUUGGCUUGGCCCGAGAUUGACCCCUGGGCUGGCCCUGACCGCGCGCUGACCAUUGGCCGGAUUGGUCUUGCGGUGACCAUCGGCUGGGUCAGGUUGGCCGUUGGUUGGUCUUGACUUGGGUGGACCUUUGGGGUCACGUUGGGUUGGUCUCGGGUGGGUUUGGACUGGGUUUGGCUGACCAUCACCCGGCUUGCUCUUGAGCUUGACCAGCGCUUGGUUGACCUUGACUUGGCGCGGCUUGGCCUUGACUCGUGCUGACCGUUAGCCUUGAUUCCGCUGACCGUUAACGGAGGCGACCGUUGGGUUGGUCUUGAUUGAUUAACGGUUAAUUGGGUUGACCACUGGGUUGGCCUUGAUCUUGAGAUGACCAUUGGGUUGGUCUUGACUUUGACCAUCGAUUGUCCAGUCUUGAUUUGAGCUGCUCAUUGGCUCGCUUCGACUUUGCUGACCAUUGGUUGAGUUGAGGUUGGGUUGGGUUGGGUUAAUCUUGGCUUUGAGUUGGGUUGGGUGGACUUCGGGUUGGGUUGACUCUGAAUUGGGUUGAGUUGACCUUGGCCGAUGUUGGGUUGGGUUGGGUUGGUGUUGGGUUGGUUGCACCUUGGGUUGAGUUGAGUUUGGUUGGAUUGGGUUGACUUUUGGCUUGGCUUGGAUUGAGUUGGGUUGACCUUGGGUGACCUUGAGUUGGGUUGGGUUGAUCUUGGGUUGGGUUUGAUUGGUUGACAUUGGGUUGGGUUGGGUUGACCUUGGGUUGGGUUGGGUUGGGUUGAUCUUGGUUGACCUUGGGUUGGGUUGGGUUUGGUUGGUCAACCUUUGGUUGGGUUGGGUUGUGUUGACCUUGGGUGACCUUUCCUUGACCCCGCUC